UUGCAUCCCAUUCAGUUUUCGGACUUUUCAUAGUGCUGUUACCCUUAAUUUAUUCAAUGCCAACCGAUAAUUCUAACAUUGCUACAACUGAGGCGCAUACUACAGAGUUUCCAUUAACAAGGUACGAGCAAGGAUUAGAAGAUUACGACGAAAUGAAACAAAGUGAAAGACAAGCAAGAGGUAUGAUGGACGCAGAUGAUGAGGAUUACAGUGCCGAUCAUCACCCACCCAUGAAGGAUCAAUCGAAAGCUACAGCUGUUGAUCCCUGGGCAAAUUAUUACGACUUCAUAAUUAACGAAGGAUCAUUUAAAUUCUGGGCAGUGUUCCAGUUGGGAACUGCUUUACUGCUCAUAUAUUCGGCAUUCGCUGCAGUAUAUUACGCAAAAUUUAACGUCUCCAGUACUGAUUAUGAUUACUAUUACGAUUUCUUCGCAAGAUCAAACAGUGGCAGAUCAGAUACUACAAGUUGGCUAGGGAUUUCCCCACAAACGUUUCAAAGGAUAAUAGACGCAAUAUCAUCAAAAAAGUACUCAUAAUGGUGGACCUAAAGUGCAAAAAUUUAAAUAAAACCUCUGCUCAA
Molecule: messenger RNA, 580 nt
Organism: Agrilus planipennis (emerald ash borer)
Lineage: Eukaryota; Metazoa; Arthropoda; Insecta; Coleoptera; Buprestidae
Exons: 3
Coding region: 57-536 (159 amino acids)
Source: RefSeq, a predicted model, not a curated record